UGAAAAGGCAGAAGAAGGAGCCUCUCUACCUCCAAGGAGCUAAUCAGUCAGGAGCAGGCGGAGUUGGGGUGGAGGAGAGGUGGGGAAGUGGAAGAGGGAACAGAGACACUGGCUGGCAAGGGCACACUGUCACAGAAGGAAGCUCCCUGCGUCUGCAGCUGGUCUGACAACAGGAUGGAUGGAGUGAGCGAGCUGUGUGAGCGAUGAAAGCAAAAGCUGACAUGAAUUGUUUAGGGAAGACUUUUUGUGCCUUCGUGCUGCUCACCGUCUCUGUGGCCAUGGUACAAAUAGAUAACAUCGGAGUGUCUAAGAUAGCUGGUUCCAGCAUUAAUCUGACCUGUGGUGACAUUUCAAGGCAGGAUCUGGUAUCAGUAGUAUGGAAGAUAAGACCAAGGAAUGGAAAUCACUGCACACUGGCAUACAGAACUGAUCAGAACAAGACAGACAGAACAAACUGCAAUGAGAGAAUGGAUUGGAAAUCUAGCCCUGAAACUGAUAGUGCCCUUCAGAUACGACAAGUGACACUCACAGAUGAGGGAUGUUAUAGCUGUGAAACUGUAAACAGCGAUGGAACUUUCAAUCAAACCUACACUCUGACUGUAUUAGUCCCUCCUGAAGUGACCUUGACCUGUGACAGUAACGGGGCCGCUGUGUGCAAGGCAGCUGCAGGGAAACCAGCUGCACAGGUCUCUUGGGACCCAAACAGAAAUCCCAAGACUGAGCUUGAAUAUCACCCAGAUGGGACAGUGACUGUGCUCAGUAUAUACAGCCCCAAAGAGACUAAUAUAACCUGCUUUGUCUCUCAUCUGGCUUGGAACACAAGCCAAUCCAAGGAAUGCCAAUCAGACGUGUUUCUUCAGUAUUUCGCCAUCUCUGCUGGUCUCCUGGGCAUCCUCUUCAUUUUGGCUUUAAUUUUCCUCUGUAAGCUCCACCGUGGCAGAAUUUGUUGUAAGUCCAAAAUCCCUGAGACUGCUCCCACACACAACCUGCAGGAUAGUAAUGAGCAGCAGGAGUUGGAGCCCUACGCCAGCUAUGUGCAGAAGGAAAACACAAUCUACAACACAGUGUAUGAAGUAACAGUGAGUGAAGACCUCCCAUCAGGGCUCCAGUCAGAAACCUGAGAAUCCAGCUGGGCCCGACUCACCACCUGUGUGAAGAAGGGGAACAGGUUGCAGGGAAGAUUAAUGAUACUGGAUUCCUUCCAGAAGAAGAUCUCCAUCACCAAACAUUUUCUUCACGGGAUUCUGAGAGCCAAGGAUCUGCAUAACCACUGGGUGCCUCCAAACAUAUCUGCUUGCUGAUCAAUUCCUCUUGUUUCCUCUUCCCUUUUUGUCACCCUCUGUCCCCAUCCUGGGAAUUAGCACUGUGAAGGAUGGAGUGACCUGCUGCCAUUGGUUUCACCAUGGACAGCUCUUGUGCUCACAGGUCCCCACUGGCUGCCCUGACUGCAGCAAUCCAAACAUUGGACAUUCCUUUUUAGGCAUUAGUUCUGUGUCACUUUGGGAGUGGGAGGAGGAGUGAAACACCCACUGACCAAGUCUACUGUAAUAGUAAGGGCACUGGUCAUUAGAUGAUAGAUCAGCUGGGAUGGGAGAUCAACUGAGUAUCUCAGUAUCCUCCCAAUCCUGAGAAGAAGCACUAUCUAUUGAGGAGGUCCAUUGGGUAGGAGGAUGCUGAAUAACUUGUCAGGUCUCCCAUUGAACACAAAAUGUUUUCUAUAGUCUGUACUAAGUUACGAGUCAUUCUCAGGAGUCUUCCCGUGGUGGAAUCUCCUCCUUCAGGGAGCACAGGCAUUAACAUACUGCAAUAGCAUAAUAGUCCUGCCACUCCAUUAGUCUGUUUCUAACAGUGGCCAAGGCAAAAUGUUUCAGGAAAAGAAGCAAAACACCAAUAAUGCAUCUACUGGGAUUGUGCAAUAAUGGACCAAGCCAGGGUAAUUUCUUCCUGCCCUCAGCUGGUACUCAGUUUGUCUUGAAGCAUAAGGCUUGCUGGCCCGUGUAAUAUUUAUUUUAGCUAAUGUUAAUUGCAGAGGGUGGUUUCAAUUAUGUGCUGAAACCUUUCCUUGAAUCUCAUUAAGCUAUUUUGUCUAAGUAUAAUUGCAGCACAAGAUUAAUUUACUUCAUAUAAAAAUGAGUUUAUCCAUUUCAAA
Caretta caretta (loggerhead turtle) is the source of this 2149-nucleotide messenger RNA. Its product is annotated as cell surface glycoprotein CD200 receptor 1-A. NCBI's taxonomy places the organism in Eukaryota, Metazoa, Chordata, Testudines, Cheloniidae. The record is from RefSeq and is a predicted model, not a curated record. Gene Ontology annotation, biological process: regulation of neuroinflammatory response. Gene Ontology annotation, cellular component: external side of plasma membrane. Gene Ontology annotation, molecular function: signaling receptor activity.